Molecule: messenger RNA, 1207 nt
Organism: Megalops cyprinoides (Indo-Pacific tarpon)
Lineage: Eukaryota; Metazoa; Chordata; Actinopteri; Elopiformes; Megalopidae
Product: macrophage mannose receptor 1
Exons: 5
Coding region: 125-1207 (360 amino acids)
Source: RefSeq, a predicted model, not a curated record
CUGCAUCCAGACAGACAGCACACCACCUGAGCAGCGCCUAGCAGAUUUCGCCUGUAACUACAUGAAGUCAGGAAAUUUUGACUAAGGACUGCAAACCCCCACCCCACCUGUGCCCCCUACUGCCAUGGAGAUCAUCUUACUUCUCCUCGUGCUUGAAGCAGUCUCCUCCAGCCGCUUCAGGGAAUUCCACAGAGGGGAAAAAGAUAUGAACUGGACUGCAGCUCAGCAGUACUGCAGACAGCAUUACACUGACCUGGUCACCGUGCACAGCCAGGAGGAAGCUGAUCAGCUGCUUAAAAUGUUAGGAGAUGGUGACAGCGGCUGGAUCGGUCUGCACCGUGGCGAUAUGAGUGAUAAAUGGUCUGAUGGGGACACAUCUAAUUUCAUUAACUGGCUUAAUCCUGGGGGAAAGGAGCCACCAUACUGUGCUGCCAUGACAGUGGAAGGAGGAUGGGAGACACUCAGUUGCACAGAGGAGAGAGAUUUCAUGUGUUACAGGAAAGAGGUCACAGACCCCUCUCUCAGAUACACUCUGGUGGAGGAGACAAGAUCUUGGUACGACGCACAGAAGCACUGCAGGAUGAGCUACACUGACCUGGUCAGCAUUAAGAAUGAGAGCCACAAUGAUCAUAUAAAGAACAAAGGGCAAAACAUCGCCCCCUUCUGGAUCGGCAUGAUACAUGACGACUGGGCAUGGUCUGAUGGGGGGUGUUCCACCUACAGAAACUGGUAUGCUGGAUACCCUAUGAAAAGCCCAUCUGACUGUGUGUAUAUGCUGAAAGCUGAUGAGGGGACAUGGUUUAAUGUCGGAUGUGAUAACGAUCAUUUCCCCCUCUGUUACAAAGUUAAACUGAAAAUACAUCUCAUUAAUGAGCCAAAGACAUGGGAGGAAGCUCAGCACUACUGCUAUACUCACCACAGGAGCCCACUGAUCAUCCAAUCAGAGCAGGACCAGCAUGCAGUGCAGCAGGUGCUGCAGUGCAAGAACUUCUCAGGCUAUGUGUGGCUGGGUUUGAGGCAGAGCCGCCUCUUUGGGUUCUGGGUCUGGGCCGAUGGGAUCACAGUGGGGUGGAGCAACUGGGAGGGGGGGAGCCAACCUGAGCAGCCACUGUCCCACAUCUGUGCAGCCAUGGCAACAGGAGAGGGGGGAUUCAAAUGGAGCGACCAGAACUGCGUCUCCAAGUUCUCCUUCCUCUGUGAAGGGUAG